Molecule: messenger RNA, 1224 nt
Organism: Diaporthe citri
Lineage: Eukaryota; Fungi; Ascomycota; Sordariomycetes; Diaporthales; Diaporthaceae
Exons: 5
Coding region: 1-1224 (407 amino acids)
Biological process (GO): nucleosome assembly
Cellular component (GO): nucleus; chromatin
Molecular function (GO): chromatin binding; histone binding
Source: RefSeq, a predicted model, not a curated record
AUGGCUGAGCCCAUCAAGAACAAGCGGCCUGAAAUCGCCGUGGCCCCUACCCCCCAGAACACCCCCGCCAACAAUGCUCCCAUCUCAUCGCACGCCCAGCAACCCGGCGUUGAUAGCAUCAAGGAGGAGGACCUGGACCGUGCCGCGGCUGCCUCUAUCUUCGCGCAGAACCCAAAGCUCGUUCAGAUGAUCCAAGGCCGUCUCGGCAGUCUCGUUGGCCGCUCAUCCGGUUACAUCGAGUCCUUACCCACCCAGGUCAAGAAGCGCGUCGCCGGCCUGAAGGGUAUCCAGAAGGAGCAUUCCAAGCUCGAGGCCGAGUUCCAGGAGGAGGUCCUCCAGCUGGAGAAGAAGUACUUCGCGAAGUUCACCCCGCUGUACGAGAAGCGUGCCGCCGUCGUCAAUGGCACCACUGAGCCCACAGAGCAGGAGAUUGAGGCCGGCGAGGAAGACGACGAGGAGGAUGAGGACGAGGAGACCACCGGCGCUGCUGACAAGGCCGAGAAGCCCGCCGAGUCCAAUGAGGCUGUCAAGGGUAUCCCCGAGUUCUGGCUGUCCGCCAUGAAGAACCAGAUCUCCCUCGCUGAGAUGAUCACCGACCGUGACGAGGGUGCCCUGAAGCAUCUGACGGACAUCCGCAUGGAGUACCUGGAUAAGCCUGGCUUCCGCCUGAUCUUCGAGUUCGACGAGAACGAGUACUUCACAAACAAGACCAUCACCAAGACCUACUUCUACCAGAACGAGUCCGGCUACGGUGGCGACUUCAUCUACGACCACGCCGAGGGCGACAAGAUUAACUGGAAGGAGGGUAAGGACCUCACAGUAAGGGUCGAGCAAAAGAAGCAGCGCAACAAGAACACAAAACAGACGCGUAUCGUCAAGAAGACCGUUCCCACCGAGUCUUUCUUCAACUUCUUCUCCCCGCCCAACGCACCAAGCGAGGAGGACGAUGACGCCGCCUCUGACAUUGAGGAGCGCCUCGAGCUCGACUACCAGCUCGGUGAGGACAUCAAGGAGAAGCUGAUCCCCCGCGCCAUCGACUGGUUCACCGGGGAGGCCCUCGCCUUCGAGGAGAUGGAUGAGGAGGACUUCGACGAGGAGGACUUCGAGGAUGACGACGACGAGGACGACCUCAGCGAGGACCGUGACGAGGACGAGGAGUCCGACGAGGAUGACGAUGACGGAUCAAAGCCCAAACAGGAGGCAGCGGAGUGCAAGCAGAGCUAA